This is a messenger RNA of Bipolaris victoriae FI3, 2136 nucleotides long. RefSeq lists its product as hypothetical. The record is from RefSeq and is a predicted model, not a curated record. The transcript has 2 exons. The coding region runs from base 1 to 2136 and encodes 711 amino acids. Lineage: Eukaryota; Fungi; Ascomycota; Dothideomycetes; Pleosporales; Pleosporaceae.
AUGUCAGCAGAUAACAACAAAGGUGAAGGCAUUGCUCAGCCGGUAACUACUCUUGGAGAUGGUUACAACUCUUUCCGCCAGUCUGCCAUGCCCAGCCAGAUACAUGUGGGCAACAUGAACCCGGUGUCAGCGAGUAUUUCAACCAAUGUGUAUGUCUGCUUGACAAUGGAACAAACACUCUCUGCACUCGAUAUGAGCGCCGGAAUCGGCGCCAGCAUUUCAUGGGGCAGCUUCCAGGCCCGCAGGAAUUGGGCCCAUUCCAUGCAGACAACAACUUCCUCCGUUACAAUUCUAGUUGUGGCUUCCAAGAUCACCGGUGGCAAUUCUUUGGCUACAGCCAUAGGCCCAGAUCCCGCACCGACCGACGCACUGGACUUGUACACUCGCGGAGGUGAUUCAUAUAUCUCGUCAAUCAGUAUGGGAGGGCAGUCAAUGGCGGCGUAUAACUUUGUCGCAUAUAAUGAAUCCACUUACAACAGUGUCGUUGCUCAGGCAGACAGUGAUUUUUCAGUUUGGGGCGGCAGCUUCGACGCUGAUUUUGCAGUCAAGAUCGACAACAUCCGCCAGAGAACCAACACGACUUACAGCUUCAGACAGUCGGGGGUGGGCUUUUCGACAGCGUUACCGACACAUGACACUUUCGUCAAGUGGGUACUUGGCUUCGGUAAUCUCGAGCUGGACAGUCCAACAAUCUUGGAAUUCUCAACACAAUCUUACUCCACCUUGAAGAGAUGUCCAACGGACUUCGGGACAAUCAAUGACUACCGCCAACAAUGGGAUGGAGAUAACGAUAUCGACCCGGCAAAGGGCCUGUCGAGUAUUGUUGUGCAAGCGCAGUCUAUCAUCCAAAUUAUCAGAGACACAAGGCAGCUCUACGACUUUUACGGAUGCUUGCCUGUUGACCCUAGGCUUACAACAACCAAUGUCAGUCUUCAAAAGAUCCUUGCACAAUUACUUGACUGGCGAACAAAAGUCAGCAAGGCGCCAACAACGCCCGGUGUACCACUUCUAGUAUACCAAUCAACCGAUCUCGAAUAUCCUGUGGCGCAGUGGGGCCUUGCCGUCUCGUCACCAGUCUCCAUCACUGUUAGGUCUGGUGAUUCAAUCGACAACAUUGAUACCUGGUAUUUCAUGCAACUAGGUGAUCAGCACGAUUAUUCGGUUGCACAUGGCGGUGGCGGAGGAGACAAAAAUGAGUCAAUGGAUCUCGGGCCAGGUGACACCUUCCUCUCAGGCUUCUCUGAGUGGUGGUGGGGAGAUGACUCUCUCAAGAGCAUCAAGAUCGCCACCGUGUCUAACCCGGGUGGUAAGAUUAUGGGCAGGGGAGAUACCAGCAUAUGGAGGGGAUACACUAGGAGAGCCAAUACCUGCUGUGUCGGCUUCGCUGGAGCGAGUGACGACUAUCUUCGCUCUCUGGCGAUCCAAUACGUCAAAUUUCUGCCCUGCUCCUGGCGCAAUCCUUCUUCAGUGUACAUUGGAUCUAAUCGUCCUCGCCUUGGGCACCCCGUUCGCGAAACCGUCGACAUUAAGCGUUUCGUUAAAGACUUCCUCGUCGCAAGAUGGCCCAUAGAUCAACAGAUCUACCAGCAGAAGGGCGGCUGGGAAGGUUGGCUCCAGGUCGAGCUGGCAAAUAAGUGGCUCAAUGAUUACGGCUAUACUUGGAAACCUGAACGCGAGAGACACGUCUACGCAAACCUCCCAAGUGCCGCCGCAGAUCUAACUCCCACGAAAGCAUCUUCCAUCUCGCAUGUCAUUGAGUUGAAGACAGGAGGAGAAUACCGUGAUGACGCCAAUGGUAACAACCUCUUCAGCAGCAUCGCGGAUGACAUCCGAAAGAUCGCGACAGGCGGCGUCAUAGCUGAUCUGGGCCGCACUGUACUCUUCACUAUUGGGGUUUGCGUUAGACAAGAUAUUGCCACAAAAUAUGGUGCGAAUUACGCGUGGGCUACAGCGUAUCCGCGUCCACAGAUGGCGCGUGUCCCAAUGACGGAAACCCCGGGCCCGGAUGGGACGUGGAACUUCGAGUUGUAUAUGUGGAUUGCGAAGUAUCAAAACUACACCGAGGAUGGGAAGCUGUUUGAUCAUUUUGUUCCCAUUCCUAUUUCAGACUCUGAUGGAUUUGCAGAGAAGUCAUAA